AUGCUGCUUCAAGGUCUGGUCGUGGCUGGGGGAGCCAGCUACAUCCUUCAAAACAAUGCACCACAUUAUUCACUCGGCUUUUGGACAACUGCAUUCGCUGUCUUUUCAAUUUACUUCUUCCUCGCCCAGACAUGGCGCAUCAUUGUCUACCCACGCUUCUUCAGUCCUCUUCGGCACCUGCCACACCCUGACGAUGGACACUGGCUCUGGGAUCAAACCAUGAGGAUUCUUAAAGAGCCUACAGGCAUUCCCUUGCGUUAUUGGAUUGACAAUGUGCCAAACACUGGGUUAAUCACAUACUCUACGUGGUUUGAGCCGCGAGUACUGGUGACCAAUCCCAAAGGUCUCGCCGAGGUUCUUGUGACCAAAAACUACGACUUUGGGAAGCCGAAACAGUUUAGCCAAUCUCUGGGAAGAAUCCUAGGCAUGGGCAUAUUGUUUGCCGAGGGUGAUGAACACAAGCGACAGCGGAAAAACCUGAUGCCUGCCUUUGCUUUCCGUCACAUCAAGGACCUGUACCCAACCUUUUGGAGCAAGUCGCGGGAAAUGGCCCAGGUUCUGUCUGCCACCAUCAAAGCAAAGUCCGACUCCAGCGUAGCGGCAGAGGAGAAAAUCAGCGCCGACCCCAAUGCAGCUCAGCACGCUCCUGGGGCCAUUGAAGUAUACGACUGGAGCUCUCGUGCCACACUCGACAUCAUUGGCGUAUCAGGCAUGGACCGCGACUUCAACUCCCUCAACGAUCCUGCAAACAAACUCAACCAAACCUACAAGACCAUCUUCAACACUGGCAGAGUUGGAAGGUUCAUCAGACUUUUGGCACUAUUUGUUCCCAUCCGACUCCUCCGUCUCCUGCCGUUGAGGCGCAACGCUGAGAUGAGUGCAGCCAGCUCUUACAUCAAGCAAGUUUGCCGGGAUCUCAUUGCGGGGAAACGAGAAAGACUCGACGUUGAGAAGCAGCGAUCCAAGGCAGACAUUGAUAUUCUUUCCGUUGCACUCAAAUCAGGCGGCUUUAGCGACGAAGACCUCGUCAACCAAAUGAUGACUUUCCUCCUCGCGGGACACGAAACGACGGCCACGGCAAUGGCCUGGGCCGUGUACGAGCUCUGCAAACGCCCCGAGACCCAACGAAAAUUACGCGACCAAGUUCGUUCCAAACUCCCUUCACUUGAUGAUGACAUCACCGCCGCGGAAAUCGACAACUGUUCGUACUUGCAAGCCUUUUGCAACGAAGUCCUUCGAGUGUGGUCCCCCGUUCCCCUGACCCUGCGUGUCGCCGCAAGGGACACGAGCAUUCUGGGCCAAUUCAUCCCAAAGGGCACUCCUGUGAUUCUUUGUCCAUGGGCCGUGAACUUAUCCGAGCAGCUCUGGGGCGCAGACGCCAAGGAAUUCAAGCCGGAGCGCUGGCUCGACGCCAACGGUCACACAAACAACCGCGGAUCCGCAGACUCCAACUACUCUUUCAUGACAUUUCUACACGGCCCAAGAAGCUGUAUUGGCCAGAAGUUUGCACAGGCUGAGUUUGCGUGUCUGGUUGCGGCUUGGGUGAGCAGAUUUGAGACGAGAUUCGAGGAUGGGGGGCCGCUGGCUAGGGGAGAAGAACCGGAUUUCACGACGGAAAUUACGACGAAGCCAAAGGGGGGACUGUGGGUGCAGUUGACGGAGAUUGAGGGACGUCGUUGA
This is a messenger RNA of Metarhizium acridum CQMa 102, 1680 nucleotides long. RefSeq lists its product as uncharacterized. Gene Ontology annotation, molecular function: iron ion binding; monooxygenase activity; heme binding. The record is from RefSeq and is a predicted model, not a curated record. NCBI's taxonomy places the organism in Eukaryota, Fungi, Ascomycota, Sordariomycetes, Hypocreales, Clavicipitaceae.